Messenger RNA from Phytomonas sp. EM1, 2538 nucleotides. NCBI's taxonomy places the organism in Eukaryota, Euglenozoa, Kinetoplastea, Trypanosomatida, Trypanosomatidae. The record is from the annotation of a GenBank genome assembly.
AUGGUGAACUUCACUGUUGACGAGGUGCGGAACCUCAUGGACUAUGCGGACCAGAUCCGUAACAUGUCCGUCAUUGCCCACGUUGACCACGGUAAGUCAACACUUUCCGAUUCGCUGGUGGGUGCCGCUGGUAUUAUCAAAAUGGAGGACGCGGGUGACAAGCGUAUCAUGGACACCCGCGCGGACGAAAUCGCUCGUGGCAUUACAAUCAAGUCGACGGCUAUUUCCAUGCAUUACCACGUACCCAAGGAUAUGAUCAAGGAUUUGGAUGAUGACAAGCGCGACUUCCUCAUCAACCUCAUCGAUUCACCCGGACACGUUGACUUCAGUUCUGAGGUGACGGCCGCGCUGCGUGUGACGGACGGUGCACUUGUGGUUGUGGACUGCGUGGAGGGCGUGUGCGUGCAGACAGAGACGGUGCUCCGCCAGGCGCUGACGGAGCGUAUUUGCCCCGUUGUGUUCAUCAACAAGGUGGACCGAGCCAUCCUGGAGCUCCAGCUGGACCCUGAGGAGGCGUACCAGGGCUUCGUGAAGACGCUGCAGAACGUGAACGUGGUGAUUGCGACGUACAAGGAUCCGUGCAUGGGUGACGUUCAGGUUGCCCCUGAGAAGGGAACCGUGGCCAUCGGCUCGGGUCUGCAGGCGUGGGCGUUCUCCCUGACGCGCUUCGCAAACAUGUACGCGGCGAAGUUUGGCGUGGACGAGAUGAAGAUGCGUGAGCGCCUGUGGGGUGACAACUUCUUCGACGCGAAGAACAGGAAGUGGAUCAAGAGCGAGACGAACUCCGACGGUGAGCGUGUGCGCCGUGCCUUCUGUCAGUUCUGCCUGGACCCUAUCUACCAGAUCUUUGAUGCUGUAAUGAACGAGAAGACGGAGAAGGUGAACAAGAUGCUGAAGUCACUGAACAUCUCGCUGACGAUGGAGGAGCGUGAUCUUGUGCCCAAGAAGCUGCUGAAGGUCAUCAUGAUGAAGUUCCUGCCUGCCGCGGAGACGCUUCUGCAGAUGAUCGUGGCGCACCUGCCAUCGCCCAAGAAGGCCCAGAAGUACCGCGCAGAGAUGCUUUACUCCGGCCCUGCGUCGGAAGACGACAAGUACUACAUGGGCAUCAAGAACUGCGACCCGAAUGCGCCCCUGAUCCUUUACAUCAGCAAGAUGGUGCCGACUGCGGACAAGGGCCGCUUCUUUGCGUUUGGCCGUAUCUUCGCCGGUAAGGUGCGCAGCGGCCAGAAGGUGCGCAUCAUGGGCAACAACUACAUCUACGGCAAGAAGCAGGACCUGUAUGAGGACAAGCCCGUGCAGCGCACCGUGCUGAUGAUGGGUCGGUACCAGGAGGCUGUCGAGGACAUGCCGUGCGGUAACGUUGUGGGCCUUGUUGGCGUGGACAAGUACAUCGUGAAGUCCGCCACCAUCACGGACGACGGCGAGUCCCCAUACCCGCUGCGUGACAUGAAGUACUCCGUGUCGCCUGUCGUGCGUGUCGCGGUGGAGGCCAAGAACCCGUCCGACUUGCCGAAGCUCGUGGAGGGCCUGAAGCGCUUGGCGAAGUCUGACCCGCUGGUUGUGUGCUCGAUCGAGGAGUCCGGUGAGCACAUCGUCGCUGGUGCCGGUGAGCUGCACCUUGAGAUUUGCCUCAAGGAUCUGCAGGAGGACUUCAUGAACGGUGCGCCACUGACGAUUUCCCAGCCCGUCGUGUCUUUCCGCGAGACUGUGACGGAGUUGUCGUCGGUGCAGUGCCUGUCGAAAUCUGCGAACAAGCACAAUCGUCUGUUCUGCCGUGGUGCCCCCCUGACGGAGGAGCUGUCGACGGCUAUCGAGGAGGGUCACGCGGCUGCUGACGUGGACCGAAAGGUGCGCGCGCGCUACCUUGCGGACAACUUCGAAUGGGACGUCCAGGAGGCGCUGAAGAUCAUGUGCUAUGGCCCGGACAACCGCGGUCCGAACGUCGUCGUGGACGUCACGAAGGGUGUGCAGAACAUGAAUGAGAUGAAGGACUCCUUCAUUGCCGCGUGGCAGUGGGCGACGCGCGAGGGUGUGCUGUGCGAUGAGAACAUGCGUGGUGUGCGCAUCAACGUGGAGGACGUGACGAUGCACGCUGAUGCUAUCCAUCGUGGUGGCGGCCAGAUCAUCCCUGCGGCCCGCCGCGUGUUCUACGCGUGCUGCUUGACGGCUUCCCCGAGGCUGAUGGAGCCGAUGUUCAUCGUGGACAUCCAGACCGUUGAAAGCGCCAUGGGCGGCAUUUACAGCGUGCUGACGCGCCGUCGUGGUGUGAUCAUCGGGGAGGAGAAUCGCCCAGGGACACCCAUCUACAACGUGAAGGCCUACUUGCCUGUGGCGGAGUCCUUUGGCUUCACGGCUGAGCUUCGUUCGAGCACCGGCGGCCAGGCGUUCCCGCAGUGCGUCUUUGACCACUGGCAAGAGUACCCAGGCAAUCCGCUUGAGCCGAAGUCCCCGGCGAACACCACGGUGCUCGGCAUCCGCACGCGCAAGGGACUCAAGCCGGAUAUCCCGGGCCUAGACAACUUCAUGGACAAGCUGUAA